Molecule: messenger RNA, 3257 nt
Organism: Mytilus trossulus (common blue mussel)
Lineage: Eukaryota; Metazoa; Mollusca; Bivalvia; Mytilida; Mytilidae
Product: myosin-6-like
Exons: 11
Coding region: 1-1326 (441 amino acids)
Biological process (GO): mitophagy by internal vacuole formation; mitochondrial protein catabolic process
Cellular component (GO): mitochondrial outer membrane
Source: RefSeq, a predicted model, not a curated record
AUGCUGAUGCUAGCAUUAAACAAUGAAGAACAGGCUUCUUUGGGCAAAGAAUGUGAAGAUCUAAAAAUUCUUCUGCAACAAAAACAAAAAGAACUAAACAAUUUGAAAUCAAGGUUCCAGGAACUAGCAGAUUCAAAAGAAACUUCAGAAGUUCUUCAUAAAAUAAUUGAAAAUCUGCAGCGGGAAAAGUCAGAUUUAAAUCAGAGGCUUGAAAUCAACAAUGAUGAAAAAUCAUCAAUACUCAAAGAAAAUAAAGAACUGAAGAACAUUCUCCAGGAAAAACUAUCAGAAGUGAAAAGAUUGGAAACAAGACUACAACAAUAUGCAGAAAAAUUUGAAGAUAUUCCUGCCCUUAAGAGACAUAUGGACAAACUUCAAAGUGAUAAUGAUGAAUUAAAUUUGAAAUGCAGACAUUUACAAACAGUGGAAAAAGAUGUCCAGAAAUUAAAGAAAGAAAAGCAGCAGUUAGAAACAGAAAUAAUAUCACAAAAACAGCAUAAUGAAACACUAAAUAGUCGUCUUGAAAUUUUAAGUGUAGAAAAAUUAGAAAUUGAAGACCGGUUGAGACGGCGAUCACCACAGGUAGUAUCUGAAUCCAAAAGCUGUCAGAAUUGUUUCAAACACCGCAAUGAUAUAUCUGAUCUGAAGAGAGAAAUCAAUGAUCUGAGAGACAGACUGAGUGAAGCUGCUGGCAAUAAACUAAGAGAUAACAAUCCUAAUAUUGCCGAUUUAAGUGAUAUGAACCGUCCAACUUCAUUAGCUGAGAAGUUUUCGUCAUUGUACACAGAUGAAUACACAGAUGCUAUGGAAGUUAUUGAGGAUGAUAUGGAUGAAGCGGCUUCUGUCAAGGUCAUGCUUGAUUGGUUAAAGAGUUGUUAUGCUUGGUGUCAAAGACUAGCCAAAGAACAGAGAGAUACCUUGAUAAACAGAUCUAUUGGAUUCAUGGAAGAUCAUGGUGGACAGAAAGUAAUUUUAUCAGACAGGUGUCUUAUCUUUGUGAAGGAGUUUCAGAAGAAAAUAGCAGCAGAGAGUUUAGCAGUUGUUGGACAGAUAUGCCAUGUGAAGAGUGUAACACAACAAACUUUAUCCAGUGAGAAUUACAUUGUAAAAUAUAUCAAGAAAUGUUCUGAACUUUGUUGGAUGAUGCAGAUAUCAGAUCCACCUCUGUUUUUAAAUUUUGAUGUGAAUUCAGGAGAAAACUUAAACAAAAAUGACUACAAUGUAUUUACAAAAAGUGGCAGCAAAAUCGAUUAUUUAGUGUGGCCUGUUUUAUAUCUACACAAAACUGGACCAAUGUUGGCUAAAGGUGUGGCACAGGGGAAAUGAGUAGUAAUGUGAUAAUAUUUUGUAGUUUGUAGAUUGUAUAUUAACAACAGACAUGUUUGUUGGGACAAAAAUUUUAAUUAUGCAAAAGUCUAACACGAUGAUUGUUGUCAUUUAUCAAGAGAAUGUUUAACAUACAAUGGAGGAUUCAGGGGAGGGAGGGAUUUCCAGUGGUUGGAACCACCCUUGUUUUAUGAUAAAUGCAUAUUUGUUGUAAUCAUUGAUACUAAGUUGGAUUUUUUAUGUAUUAGUUUGCAAGUUAAGAAUUGGUAGGAAGACAUGUCAACCUAUCUGGACAUAGUUUUCUGUCUCUAAGCUUGUAUGAGGGUGGGCAGGACCUUUCAAGGGACAUAUGGAUCGGGUGUUUUUAAGCACGGGAAUUCGGGAUUUAUCCUUUCAGGAUCUGGGAAUUCUUUUUUCGAAUUUUGGGAUGUCAAGAUUAAAAUUUUGUUAAAUUCAGCACAUCAGGAUUUCAUGUUUUAAGCCUGGGAUUUCUAGAUCAGGACCCCGUCCUAUUCCCUCUUAUGUAUGUGUCAGCCAAGGCAAUCAAAGUAGUUUAUAAAUGAUUGACACAUUUUUGAAGUAUAGUUGGUUGAAUACUUUUCUAAGCUGCAUCUUUCUGAUUAUUUUGCUGUGCCAUCAGUUAAUUAAGAAAUAGCUUUUCCGAAAUAAAAGUGUGCAUCAGACUUGAACAGACAGUGAUAAGAAUCCUACUCAUAUAAUAGUUAUAACAUAUUCCUACAUGAUUGAUUGAUGGUAGAAUAAUAUGUACAAUUUAAAAAGCACAUGCAAAACACAUGUACAUUUAGUAAGAAGUGUUACAAGUGUAUAAUAUGAAAGUCAAUGAAAACUUCACAUUUUAUUGAGCAAAUCUUUUAAUACACAUAGCAUAAGACUGUGAUAAUUAUAUUAGUGUAUUCAGAAAGAGUAGUUAUUUGACAACAGUAUACUUCACUAAGGACUAUAUAUAAUAUACAUGGUAUACAUUUAUAUUUUAAUAUGUAUUCAUGCAAUGUAUAAAGGGGUAUAUCUCAUGGUAUACUGUUGUAAAAUUUGUGAUUUAAUCAUUUUUAAAUUCUAUGCAAGCUGUAUUUUAGAUUUCGUCUGGUAAUCCCAUAAUUUCGUUGCAUUAUUGCAUAGAAUGACCCUAUUAAAGUCGUGUAUAUUGUAUUAUGAAUAUUUAUGAUUUAAAUAAUUUUGUAAAAUUUUGUUACCUUUAAACAUUUCUCAAUUUUUAAAUCAUGAUCUGAUUUGAAGAUAGAUUAGAAGAUUGCUACCCACUAUGAAUGUUCUGUUCUUAUAAAGUUCCGUUUAAAGUACAGUCUUGCCAAAAUCUAAAGUUGAGGUCCAAUUUGAAUAUCUUGAGAUAUCACAUGCUUUUUUACAGUUUUUGUCAGAAAUCUAUGUCAAGUUGUAUUUAUUGAAAAGUUUGUUUAUACAUCUUUAACAAUUAACUUUAUGAUGAAUCCAAACAGAAUGAAAAUAAUCUUAAAUAUUACUUAACUAUAAAUUUCUUUAAAAAUGAAUUUAUCUUACAGAAAUAGUUUUUUCAAGUUCUUAAAAAGCUAUAUUCAUUUAUAGUCUAGGGCUUUUCUAUCUUAUACAUGUAUUAAGUAGUAUUAGAGUUUAUUUCCUCAUUUAUAUUAGUAUACUAACAUGAUAUUAAAUUAUGUUGAUUGAUGUUAAAAAAUUUCAGGAAACUCAUUUCAAAUCAAAACAUUCCUUUUAUGCAGCUUUUAAACACAUUUUUACUGAAAAGAUACUGAUUUAUUUAUCAAAUGUUUAUUGGUUAAAAGAGAUCUGAAAUAUAAUAGAUUUGAAAUGAAUUUAUAAUACUUUAAUUUUACAUAGAAGUUGUUUUAUAUUUUUUUGUUAAUGUCUCACUUUAAAACUAACAUUUUAGGAACUAGAUUGAAUAGUGUGUUAUUUCAUGA